AGGUCAGAGAAGGAGAGCCUGCAAAGCAGCCUGCUGGAGGCUGAGCAGCACAUAUGGGAGCUGGAGAUGGCCAGGAGCCGUGUGGAAGCCCAAGUGCACAGGGCCAGGCAGGCCAAGGAGGCGAUACUGGAGGAUGUGAGGGGCCUUCGUCGUGAGCUGCUGGCUGUAAGAGCUCUCAGCCAGCAGCAAUGUGAAGACAUGGCUGAACAGCUCCACUGGGCACAAGAGCAGUGCUGCAAGGCUCUGAGACUCUGGCACUCUGCCCAGGAAGAGGAAAAAAGGAAUCUCAUGCAAGAACUGGAGAGACAACUGGAAGAGCAGCAUGUGGAGGCACGGAAGCAGCUGGAGGAACGGGCAAACUUCCUGGCAGAGAUACAGAGGGAGCAGGAGAAAAGGCUGCUUGAGAUGAAGGGGGAAAUUGCCGUCAUGGAAGCUGAAGAAGAAAAGCUACCAAGCAGAGGCAGUCAAGAGGCACAGAGUGUGGAAAGAGAGUUUGUGUGCUGUUUUGGACUCCUCUGGGUCCUUAUGGACACUGCUUCCCUGGGCACUGUCUGUCUGGGUGGCAUUGUGUCCUGGUUUAGGGCAAGUUUGGGAGAUAACCCCCAAAGGGGCUUCUCUAUAAAAGCAGAUUCAAUUGCCCCUCCCCCCUCUAACCAGUUCGGGAGAAAAUAUCUCCUUGGAGAAAAAGUGGAAAGAAACCUGUUUAUUAAACAAUAGAACCCAAACAAUAUUAAACAAUAAAACUUCUCACUGCUCCAAAGAAAGCAAACUCAGAACAGUCCCCUCCCCGGGUUGCAGCUCGGCUCACUCAGUCUUUGAUCAGUCUCUCUGGUGCUGGAAACGCCGCGGCCCAGGCCCGGCCAGGGGGCCACAGGUGGAGCUGCCGGUGCUCUUCUGGGUGUUCAGUCCAGAGCAGGCUUGAACAGGUCCAAGAAAAAAGGAAAAAAAUCACAGUCCAGGGAACUUCUUUGCCUCAGCUAGCUAAAACUAACUAAAAGCAGAAAAAAAGGGAAAAAGGAGCACUGUCCGGCUGUCUGUCCAUCCGCAGAAAACACAGUCCAGGAGCAGGAAUGUGGAGGAGUGAGAGCAGUCCGAAAACAAACUGCGCGCUUCUUCCCUCCCUUCUUCACUGUCUAGAAGAGAGUCUUAAAUGUGUAAAACUUAUUAUUCGGUAUAAACAGAACAAGACGAUUGGGGAUAAAAGCAUUAUAUAGUCAACCCAGGACACAGCAGAGCUCUGAGACCUCUUCCCUGACAGGAACCGACCGCUUCAGUGAACUUUGAACAGGUCCUGGCUUGGCUCUCUAGCGGGGCCAGAAAUGAUGGGAUACUAAGCAUGGGUGUGCAUCUGCCCCUGCUGCCUUCUCCCCCAUUCCUUGCCAUGGCAUGGGGGCCCUGGAGCAAGCUGGGCAGGCAGAGACCUUGCAGAGAGCAGCAGGGCAGGGAGCUCUGCUGAACUCCCUGAAUGGCAGUGAGGCUGAGAUGAUGGAUGUGUGGGAGCUAGAGAGCAGCGAGCAUCCUGAGAGCUCAGCAGCAGCAUCUGGGCUCCAAGGCUGCUGGGGAAGUGUAGGAGGGAAGGGCAGCAGCAGAAGGAAUGAGGGGCUUGAGACAAGCAGGUUUGGACAUGCUGCAGAAUGGCUUUGUGGGAUUUGGCUGGAGAUCAGCACUGGCUGUGAGACACGUUAGGGGCAAGGAGGGAACAGUGAUCUAAACCCACUGCCAUGGCAUCCAAAAGGCCAGGGGAGGCAGUGGCACCCCAGAACACCUUGAUGUCAAACAUGUGGAUGCCAGCUGGGAAUGCAGCCACACUUGCAAAGGAAUGAGCGUGAGGGGAGAGGUGUCAAAUGUUUGACAUGGUCUCUCCCUGUCCAGUUCCCUUUGCAUUCCCCAUCCUGUGCCAAGCUGCUGCAUCAGUUUGUCUUGUUUAUUACUGCCAGGUCCCAGUUGAGGACACAUGUAAAUGUCUUGAGGCAGAGUGGAGGCAAGUGUGGAUGAUUGAUCUGAGCACUGUGUUCUACUCUUUCCAGACCUCCUUGCUGUGCUCCACUGGCGGGGAAAUGAAGAGGAAAUCAUUGGGAAAAUCUUUGAUCCCCCGUCUACGCAAGGCAGGAAUUCCCCGUGUUGGCAGUGCUGCGGGGUCUCUGCACAGCUCUCCCCAGAUGGAAUUGCAGGAGUCCCAGGAGAUGAGGGCAAGACCCAGCACCAGAAGCCAAGAGAUGAGCCCAGAGUAUGCAGCUCUGACUGGCUACCCUCUUGCCAAGAGGUUUUCCCUGGCAAGUCCCUCGAUGCUCCUUCCCUCCAAGCCGUUGCCCCCCAUCCAGAGGAGCUCUCCUUCUGCCACGCCAAGCAAGAUGUGCAGCAGAGAGCAGGAGACUGGGAAUGCUAGCAAUGGCUGGGAUGAGGAGAGUAGAAAAAGCCAGGAGCUCAGAGCAGAGGGAAAAGGAAGAGAGACCUCCUUGCUGUGCUCCACUGGCGGGGAAAUGAAGAAGAGACAAUUAGGAAAAUCUUUGAUUCCCCGUCUGCGCAAGGCAGGAAUUCCCCCUGUGGGCAGUGCUGCUGGGUCUGUGCACAGCUCUCCAAAGAUGGAAUUGCAGGAGAUGAGGGCAAGACCCAGCACCAGAAGCCAAGAGAAGACCCCAGAGCAUGCAGGCCUCUCACUGGGUCAGGCCAAGGAGACAGAUCAUCCCAGCAGUCCUGGUCUUAGGAGUGAAAAAGAGCUGAGGGACAGCUUUGGAAAGACCCGCGCUGAAUUGUGCAGGUUGGCUAAAGAGAACUUAGAGCUGAAGAAAAUGGAGAUUUUGAUGGAAGAGAUGAAGAGGAGACAAAAUGAAAAAUCCUUGCAGCUUCCUCCAGAGACAUUUGAGCCUGGGGAUGCAGCUGAAGCAAGCUCCUCUUUGGUCCCUGCAGGCUUCAGCCUACCACCUAUCAAUGGCACAGCUCCCAGUGUACAGAGAAAAGACCCUGGUAGCGCCAUGAAGAAAACGGUCGUGAGAAAGCAGGACAUGGUGCCCUUACAGCCCAGUACGCCCACCCUCCCUGGAGAUGGCAGCUUCCCACGCAGCUCCUCAGUGACCUCGCAGACAGCCACUGGUGCCCUGCGCCGAGAGGAGCCGCUCCGUGGGCUCAGGCAGAAGGACAGAGCCUUUUCGGACCCACAGCAGGCCUUGCAGGAGGCACUGUCCUUGCUCGGCAGCGAUGACUGGGAACGGAAGAAGAAGGGACUCUUGAACAUCACACUGCUGGCUGAGUCCCAUUCAGAAGUCCUGCUCUGUCGACUUCGUGAGAUUUGCUUGGCAGUUACCAGAGAGGUGACCAACCUCCGGUCCAACGUGUCCUGCUCUGCAAUUGUCACUCUGGGAGAGCUCUUUGCGAUCUUGGGGAAGGACAUGGACUCCGAGGUGGAUCAGAUUGCUGCAGUCCUUCUCCACAUGUUGCGGAACUCCCCAGAGUUUAUUCAGAAGGCAGCCUGUCAGAGCCUGGGCAUGAUGGUAGAGAACGUGACUCCUACACAAGCAAUGACUGCUCUCAUGGACAAUGGAGUCAAGAGCCGCUACGUCCCGGCACGGAAGUGUACGGCCGAACUCCUCCUGUCCUUGAUGGAGAAAAUGGGAGUCACGAAGCUUGCAGGCACACCCAGGGCUGAGAGGCUGGCACAGGUGGCAGGGACACUUGCUCAGGACAGUCACAAGGACACGAGGCAUUAUGGACAGGAGAUGGUGAAGAUGUUGCUUAGUAAUCAAAAAUUUAAAAAGCUUUUGGAACAAUCUCUUUCCACGCAUGACCUGGAAGAUAUCCUGAAGAGAAUUAAGAAGAAAGAAUACUGCCCUGCUGUCAAGCCCUGUGGAGCUGGAAGAAGCUUGGGGAUGGAAAACCAGAAGGCUGAACGCCCACCUGUGCAGGAGCCGGUGAAGAAGAGGAAUGAUGGCUCCCAGAAGCCCCAGGCCACAUCACCUCCUAGCAAACGGGCAAAGUCUGCCACUGAUGGACGCCACCUACACCGUGCAAGAGCCCAGGUCACGUUACCUGCAUCUGUGGAAGAAAGGGAGCUGCUCCAGAAGCUUUACCAUCUCCUGGAAGCCAAGGCGUUCCAGACACGGAUGGAAGGAGUGGCACUCCUCCUAGACCUGUCCAAAACCAGACCCCAGCUGAUCUCCACUAACAUUGUCAAAAUUUUUGAUUAUUUUGGCCUGAGAAUCUGUGACACACAUAAGAAAGUGAAGCAGAAGGCGCUGGAGGCGCUGGCAGAAAUCAUAGGACUGCUGCAGGAUGCCAUGAACCCAUUGAUGAUCCGUUUGGUUGAAGGCAUAACAAAGAACCUAAACUCAAAGGAUCCCGGGGUUCAUGCUGCAGCUAUGACGGCUCUGGACCAAUCUGUUGUGCAUUUAGAUGAAGUAUCACUGAUGAAAGAGCUCUGCCACCAAUGGAGACAACUGAGUGGCCAAGCUCUGCUGGAUGUCACGGAGCGUAUCACAGUGCUUGUGGAAUGGGCUCAUGCCAGGAGCCCUGAAGCGGUCGAGCGCUACGCCCUGCCCGUGCUCUGGUCCUGCCUGGAGAACAAGGCGCUGCCUGUGCGAAGCACCAACGUCUGCGCUGUGGUCACCAAGCUGGCCUGUGCCCUCUGCGAGGCACUGGGCAGCCAGAUCAUUAAGUUUGCUGACAGCACACCUCCACACGUGCAGGAAAACCUCAACAGCCUUCUGGGCUGGUGAAGGUUUGAUGUUCUCCAGAAAGCGGACAAAUUUCUGAGCUGGACACCACCGGACGUGACUUUUCAGCUGUGCCAGAAAUGACAAAAUACUAAGGAAGGGUGUGCAUCUGCCCCCGCUCUGUUAUCAGCAUUGCCCCUCCUAGUCAUGACACGGGGGGCCAUAAGCAACUGCAGACUGAUGACAAGGUAAAGAUGAAGUAUGGAUCAGCCUCAAGUGAACCUAGACUGAGGAAAAGGUGAAGACUAAGCAUGGAUCAGCCUGAAGCAACUGCAGACUGAGGACAAGGUGAAGACCAAGCACGGAUCAGCCUCACACAGAGGUGAGAUACGACUGGCUACAGUCUUUCCAAGUUUUCUCUGGACAUUUCCAAUAUUCCCUUACCAGGAAAGUCCUUGCCUGCAGUCCAGAAGUGCUCUUCCCUCUAAGAUCAGGAAGAAGCUGCCGACUGUCCAAAGAAUAUUUCAAGUUAGGAUUUAGGCUUUAGGAUUAUCAAGAAGAGGAUUCACCAAGAAGAGCAUUCAUCAAGAAUAGGAUUCAUCAAGAAGAGGAUUCAUCCAGAUUAGGAUUCAUCAAGAAUAGGAUUCAUCCGCAAUAGGAGUUAGGAUUUUGGAAUAGGUUUAGGCUUCAUAGUUACAGAUGUAUCUAUGUUCUGAUAGUUUUGAAUAAACGUGUUUGAUUGUAUAUUUAAA
This is a messenger RNA of Passer domesticus (house sparrow), 5398 nucleotides long. Its product is annotated as TOG array regulator of axonemal microtubules protein 2-like. The transcript is spliced from 22 exons. Gene Ontology annotation, molecular function: microtubule binding. The coding region runs from base 1845 to 4709 and encodes 954 amino acids. Lineage: Eukaryota; Metazoa; Chordata; Aves; Passeriformes; Passeridae. Gene Ontology annotation, biological process: microtubule cytoskeleton organization. Gene Ontology annotation, cellular component: cilium; cytoplasmic microtubule. The record is from RefSeq and is a predicted model, not a curated record.